GCGGCCGUUCCCGGAACUUUCUUGGGCUUGCUUCGCAAGUCCGGACUUGUGCUGAGGCGUGAAGCGCUUAGGUUCCGCUAGGAAGCAUGGCUGGGGGCGAAGAAGCCGAGGGGUCCCCGGCCCCUCCAGCUUCGGCCGCGUCGCCCUCUCCAUCCAUCGUCCGUAAGAAGUACUUCUGCUCGUUCCCUGAUUGUAGCGCCACCUACAACAAGGCCUGGAAGCUGGACGCGCACCUGUGCAAGCACACGGGGGAGAGACCAUUUGUUUGUCAUUAUGAAGGCUGUGGCAAAGCAUUUAUCAGAGACUAUCAUCUGAGUCGCCAUGUGCUGAUACAUACUGGAGAGAAGCCAUUUGUUUGUACAGCUAUUGGCUGUGAUCAGAAAUUCAACACCAAAUCAAACUUGAAGAAACAUAUUGAUCGCAAACAUGAAAAUCAACAAAAACAAUAUGUAUGUGACUUUGAAGGGUGUAGCAAGUCUUUUAAGAAACACCAGCAGCUGAAAGUCCAUCAGUGCCAACACACUAAUGAACCACUAUUCAAAUGUAACAACGAAGGCUGUGGAAAACACUUUUCUUCCCCUGGACAUCUGAAACGACAUGAGAAGAUACAUGAAGGAUAUAUGUGUCGAAAGGAUUGUUCCUUUGUGGCAAAAACGUGGACAGAGCUACUGAAACACAUGAAAGAAACUCAUAAAGAGGAAAUAACAUGUGAUAUCUGUGGAAAAACCUUCAAACGCAAAGACUAUCUUAAGCAGCAUAAGAAAAUUCAUGCUCCAGAACGGGAGGUGUGCCGAUGCCCAAGAGAAGGCUGUGGCAGAUCAUACACAACUGUGUUCAAUCUUCAAAGCCAUAUUCUUUCUUUUCAUGAGGAACAGCGGCCAUUUAUUUGUGAGCAUGCUGGCUGUGGAAAGUCAUUUGCCAUGAAACAAAGUCUUACAAGACAUGCCGUUAUACAUGAUCCUGACAAAAGAAAAUUAAAGAUCAAAGUGAAACGACCCUCUGGAAAACGGAGCCUGGCCUCUCGCCUGAGUGGAUACAUUCCUCCCAAAAUUAAAGAAACAUUACCUAAAAAUGGCAAAUCAUCAGACUGCUUUGAAGAAAACAUGCUCUCAACUGUUGCAACACUGACUCUUGGCUAAACAUCACAUAUAUAGAUUUCUAUGUGGCUUUUUUUUUUUUUUUAUUAAAAAUAUUAUUUUCCUUUUGCCUUUGAUAGUUUUUCUUUAUUAAAAUAUCACUGCUGCAGAAUAUUUGA
Messenger RNA from Sarcophilus harrisii (Tasmanian devil), 1255 nucleotides. RefSeq names its product general transcription factor IIIA (gene GTF3A). Gene Ontology annotation, cellular component: nucleus. The transcript has 9 exons. NCBI's taxonomy places the organism in Eukaryota, Metazoa, Chordata, Mammalia, Dasyuromorphia, Dasyuridae. Bases 87 to 1139 code for a protein of 350 amino acids. The record is from RefSeq and is a predicted model, not a curated record.